AGAGCCAUGAUCUUCUCAGUUUGCGCCAUCAUGCUGGCCAACGGGCUCCACAUCUAUCUCAACCUGUUCGACAAAUUCGAGUUUUGCAUUCCGAACAAGUUCGCGUUUUUCUGUCUCGGACUUGUUUCCCGUGUUAUGAAAAUAUUCCAAUAGCACGUCGCGACUGAACAUUCAAAAAAACCGACCACCUCGAAAAAAUACACGUCUCGGUAAAAUUUCGAACCCGAAUUGCUGGUAAAUCCUGGAAAAACGGAGGCCAUUCUCCAGUUCCUCAUCUUCGUGUUGUUGAAUAUUAUGUUCAGCUUCUUCCGGCGGCAGAAACCGAGAGAAGACAAGAGCGCCGAAUCGAAGCAGGGGAAGGAUGUUCAAAAAUCAGUGCUCCCCAUCCGACUCAUCAAGAACAACGACGACAAGAAGAAAGCGUGCAAGAACCACGAGACAACAACUUCUCCGGACAACGGGCACAUGAAGUCCAAACUCGUACCGGAGAUCGAAGUUCCCUCCGGUGGCACCAAGGAGGAAGCUGACACAAAGAGAGCUGAAAACCCAAAUUUGGAGUCUCAAAAGUCGACCGACAAAAUUUCUCCCGCAAACUGUGAUAGAAUCCCCGCAUUUACAAAGUCGACGGCGGACUCCUGCCGACUAGCCUUCUUCGAGGACCUCCUCCAGGACAGGAAGAUCUCUGAAGACGGCGACUCGGGUGUGACGUCACGGGACGCCCGCCCGCCGGCGCCCGGCGCCGAAACCCACGCCACGUGUAAAUGCGGCUCUGAUGUAAGCGAGCCGGGCUAUCUCAGUAGCCCGCAGACGGCCGAACGCGGCGCCCUUCUCUGUGAUAAACUCCUCGCCAAUGAUACGUCACUCGUGAAGGACACAAUAAUCUUGAAGGACGCACUUCCUGUGAACGAUUCGGUCCUUGUGAAGGACGCGCUCCCUGUGAACGAUUCAAUCAUUAAAAAUGAUACCAUCUAUGUGAACGAUUCAGUUCUCGUGAAGGACGCGCUUCCUGUGAACGAUAUAUCUGUCGUGAAGGAUACAAUACUCUUGAAGGACGCACUUCCUGUGAACAAUUCGGUCCUUGCGAAGGACGCGCUCCUUGUGAACGAUUCAGUCAUUAAAAAUGAUACCAUCUGUGUGAACGAUUCAGUCAUUAAAAAUGAUACCAUCUGUGUGAACGAUUCAGUCCUCGUGAAGGACACUCUUCCUGUGAACGAUAUACCUGCUGUGAAGGAUGCGCACUCUGUGAAGGAUUCAGUCCUUGAGACUGAUGCAAUUUCUGCAAAUGAAUCAAUCCCCGCGAAGGAUACGCCUCCUGUGAACGGUUCACCUUACGCGAUUUUGAUAAAUGAUUCAGGGAGUACUACCGACGACACCGAAUCACACCUCGUGAAGGAUGCGCCUUCAGAGAACGGAAUCAACGAACGCACGGAAAAGUACGUGAAAAUUGAUACCGGCUCCUUAGCUUCCGCAUGGGAUUGCGACACGACUGAAACUGACCCGGAAACCAGGAUAAGUGCCCUCCAAGAUUCAAAUUCACCCGAAGACUCAUCUGAACUCGGUAAUUUUAGUCCGGAAAAUGCGGGGAGCAAUUCUACGGAAUGGACGUAUGUGAAAGUACCCGAAUCCAGCGAUCAGCCCUCGAAAGAAAACUUGCAAAAUCCCCCCGCGGAAGAUCCAAAUUUCAACGCCUCGAAGUCAGAGUCGGUCGAAUCGGCGCGGGGCCUUGACAGCGGCGAAGCCGAAGGUGUUAUUACCGGAAAACCCUGUGAUAAACGCAUUCCAACCAUUUUGAUCGAAUGUCCGGACGACAUGGGAAUCACCCCGAGCAGUGUUCCCGAGACGACCGACAGAGAGCGCUGCAGUGAGACGGAUCCGCCGGGCGCUCAGACGCGGUGCGAUUGGGAUCCCACGAUGGGCGGGGAGUGCGGCACCGAGGAAGUUAAGAGUGGAAGUGGAAAGUGCGAAAGUUUUGACUCGACCGAGAGGGAUCAGAAAUUUGAGGAAAGUGGUGGUGCUAAAAGCGAGGGAGGUGUGGAUUGUGACGGGAGUGAUGGAAGUGAUACCAGUGACGAGAAAAGUGAGAGCGAAUCGCGGACUGAGGAUUUCCUCAGUGGCGAGGAUGAGGAGAAGGAGGAUAAAGUAGGAACCUGCCGGAGUGAUGACAGGGAUGAGAAAAGUCAGGCCUCGACGGAAGAACAGAGGCUGAAUCUGGUAAACAAAGAUGCAAGUGUACACGAUAGACUUCAUGAGUUGACGACAGAACUGGCCAAUAGGGAGGCCGAAACGAUCCAACUGCGGUACCAGCUCGAGGAGGCUCAGAAACAACUCCUCAAUCAAACUUGGGGAAUGGAUCGUUGUAAAAACGAUUUAUUGUCAUCACAUCAUGACUCCGAGGGUGUGAAAGAAAGACUGAAAGGCGUAGAAAACGACCGCAACUAUAAUCGAAAAGAUUCCAAUGAAGAUGCAUAUCGCAAAGAAAGAGGGAAUGAGAAUGGGGAGCUGUAUCCGUGCCCGAAUUGCGAGAAGUUCGAGAGAAGUAUAGACGCCCUAAAUAGAAAAGUAAGAGAAUUGGAAGAAGAACUGGCCACGGUGAAACGAGAAAGGGAUAAAUUGGAGGAGGAGGGCAACAGCUGGGAAGUGGAACGAGAGCAAGAAAUCAAAAUAAUGCAGCAGACUUUGGCGGACGCCCAGCGCGAAAAGGAGGAGCUUCGGAAGCGGUUUGAGAAGGAGUUCGAAUCCCUGCGGACGGUGAACACGGAUCGGGAGCAGCAUCUGUUGGACGACUUCGAGUGGAAACUUCGCGAGGUAGAACAGGCCUCCAAGAAACGACUUCAGGCCCGCGAAGAGGCCGUCAGGAACCAGUGCCUCGACCAACAGAUCCAACUCAAAGAUCAGAUCCAAGAGCUCCAGACCAAAAUCAAACUGCAUCAUUCUCACGAAGCAGAGCUUAGUCAAUUGAGAGGUCUCUCAAAUGAACAGCAAAGGUCUCUGAAAGUCGCAACGAGGCAAGUCGAACAGCUCCAGAAUUCAGAGAAACUUCUCAAGGAGGAAAUAGAUAAGCUUAAGGCCUUACUACAGAAAGAGAAAACACACUUAGCAACAAUGCAGGGUAUUCAUAAUCGAGAAAUAGCCGAAAAGGAAAGGAAAUUCCAGUUUAAAUUAGAUCAAUAUAAAACUGAGGUCAAUUCUCAGGUAGACGAAAAAGUUCAGCGUGAAUGCGCGCGGCUUCGGAUAGAACUAGAGCGGAACUAUAAAGAAGAAAGGCGGGCGAACGUGGAAGCGGCCAAACAAGAGAUGGAGAAAGAAUUCCAUCUGAAAAAACAAAACUGGGAUAGGAGGAUGCAAGAGUGCAUACAAGAGCUGGAACUUUUACAAAAGAAAUUAGCAAAUAAGGAUAAAGAGUAUAAACAAGAGUUAGAGAAAAUUCAAACUAUGUCCGAUAGGGACAUGAUGGAACUCAGACGGAAAUUAGACAAAACGGAAAUGUCCUAUCAAGAGAAAUUAGAAAAAGUUCAAGAAAAGUGCGACAAAGAAAUAGAGCGAAUAAAUUGCGAGCGUGAGAAGCGAUUAAGCGAGCGGGAAGAGGAGGUGCGAUCGGUGCGAGCAGAGCUGGAGGAGUUGGAGUCGUCGCGGGCUGAGGAACUGGAGGAGCGAUUGGCCGAGAGCAGGGCCAAGUUCGAGGAGCAGCUCCGGGAGCAAAGAGAGGAGCUCCUCCGGGAGCGGGAGGAGGCCCUGGCCGCCGCCGAACAGAGACACGGCGUCGCCAUCGACAACCUCCGCAACCAGCUCGACAGCAUUUACAGAUCCCGUCGUCACACCGAUUCCCCGCAACAGGAUUCACUGAUGCGCCUUCAUCAGGAGCUCUCGAUAACCUCCGAGAGUUCGACGACAGAUGAAGGGUGCAUACGAGGGAUGGUCCAGGCUUCCGACGACGAAUUCAGUUGUCUCCAGUCUCAAGAAGAAGAAGACCAAGUGGCACCUCUACCCCAACAGGUCGAAACAAAUAAGAGCAAGUGGAAGGAUAAAAAAUUUAGUGCAGCAGAGGAGGGUUGCAUCCGGGACUGUGCUGCCCUCCAGUCUUCUUAUUUGCCUCGCUUCAGGGAUGAUGACGUCAGGGAAGAUGACGUCAGCUCCGCUCUUUUGUCAGCCAUCCUAUACGCUCAACUGGAUGAGAACCGAGAGCGGACCGGAAACACGCAGGUGCUCCAGACACGUUCCUCCCGCCGGAAACGGAGAUCGCGCGGCCAAAGAGGAAGGAUGAACAUCAACUCCAACUUCGCACCAGCCUGAAUCCCUCGUUCAUCCCCCGGGACGGGAUCUCAGAAUGCCCACCAUCCGACCAACAUCCCCGUGUUCAACCGGAAGUGACCAGAAGCAACCAAAUCAUCCGACACCUCCUUCAUCGAACACGCGUUUUCGAUUCCUCAGAAACGUCGUAUUGCAUCCAAGUGUGACGUCACGUAAAGUUGCCCUGCUACGGAAGACAGCCAGUAUGUGAAAGAUGGACGUACCUAUGUGUAGACAUUUUAAAUUAUUACUCUUAUACUUUAGAGACUGUUCAGUAAUAGUUUCAGACUGCAUUCGAGGAAACAGAAUUAACACAGAGGGAGAGGGGGUUUGGGAAUUAUGUACAUGAUACUUCGCCUUCAAUUUUCGGGUUAGGCCAGAAAACGUUCUCCGUGCAGCAAUAGAUAAAUAUCCGGAGAUUUGUGUUGAUUGAUUCACAUUGUUUAUUUCUACUUGAAAAAAUAAAGCAGAGAGAUUUCGAAAAUAUUGCAAUGUGGGUAUGCAUUUUUCCAUCCUGAUUAUUGAUAAAGAUGUAGUUCAAAAGCCGCAUGUUGGAUAUCCACGUAGGUACGUAGGUUAAUGCAGUAAAGGUGGCAAUACCCCUUUCUUCCCUCAAGAAAACCAUAUGCAUAUAAUUAUCAUUAAGCUUUUACGAUUUUCUCGGGAAGUUACAAAGUCUUACUCUUUGCACGUACAGCGAUCUUCCAAAAAGUGGCAAAAAUACGCCUCACCUCGUUUUACCUGUCGUGACAGCAAUCUCUAGCCCCUUUUUCAUUGAUGUACAGUAAAUGCAACUUUUUAUUUUUUAUUUAUGGUCCUAAAGUGCGAUCCUCCUAUGAAGCCAUGAAGUGAAAGGGCAAAAAUGUUGAUAAUCAAAAUAAGAAAUGUACAAUUUUUUUCAUUUGUACUUUCUACGAGGAGAUUUACAUUCUUUCACUUUUACAAUGCGUGGAGUGCAUUUUUUUUAAAAAAAAAAAAAAAAAAAAAACUUGAUAUCCUUUGAACAAUCAGGUCUCUUGGAUGAAUUGAAAGACAUUGAUUUUGACAUUCAGAUGAACCCUCGGAAUAUUGAGAAAUGAAGUUGUGUAUGGGACAAUUUAUUUAGUUGCUUCACACUCUCACACACGUAAAGUACUACGAUUUACGCCGCCCGUGUGUGUCCGUUGGCUUUUGAAGCCAUUUGAAUAAGUGCCCGCAUGCGAUUUUGCGUUAUUGAACCGUGAUUGUUUUAUUAUAAACCUGUUUUUUUACGUAUCGAAAUCCAAUGUUUUGUUGUUUAUACUCGUAAAUAAAGAUGCUCUUGAAUUUC
This is a messenger RNA of Bemisia tabaci, 5596 nucleotides long. RefSeq lists its product as uncharacterized. Lineage: Eukaryota; Metazoa; Arthropoda; Insecta; Hemiptera; Aleyrodidae. The record is from RefSeq and is a predicted model, not a curated record.